CUCCAAUCAAAGUAGAAUCUGAUUUUACGCUGUAAACAUGAACUGCCUGAAGGUCUGUGGAUUUUUCUUUGCGCUUAUUGCUGCUCUGGCGACAGCAGAGGCUGGUACUCAAGUGAUAAAUGCCGGUGGACACACGCUUAUCCAAACUAGUAACGGUCAAUACAUUCGCAAGAACUAAAAAACAAACAAAAAACAAUGAAAAUCAAAUAAAAAAAUAGAAAAUAUU
This is a messenger RNA of Drosophila bipectinata, 226 nucleotides long. It is a transcript of the gene Dso2, whose product is annotated as Daisho2. The record is from RefSeq and is a predicted model, not a curated record. Lineage: Eukaryota; Metazoa; Arthropoda; Insecta; Diptera; Drosophilidae.